AUGUCAGACAUAAAUGAAGAUGAAUAUAAUGAUGAAGAAAUGAAGGCAGUAUUAAAAGAAGAUUCAAGUGAUUCAUCAGAUGAUUAUGAAAAUAAUAAUGAAGAUUUAUCAAACUCAAGUGAUGAUGAUGAUGAUGAUGAUGAUGAUGGCGAUGAUUCAUCAGAUGACGAUGAUGAUGAUAAUAUGGAAAGUAAAACUGAUUAUGAAAAUUCAUCAGAAGGAUUAGAGGUUGGAUUACUUGAAAUUAAAUUAAGGGAAGAUCCAUAUUCAUUUGAAAAGAAUCUUAAUUACAUUAAUGCAUUAUCAAAAUUCACUAAACAAAGUAAUUAUCAAACAUUAAGAGAAGCAAGAGAAAAGUUUCAAUCAAUUCAUCCACUCUCACAAGAUAUUUGGUUAGCUUGGUUUUCUGAUGAACAAAAAUAUAUGAAAACUGAUAAUGAUAAACAAUAUAUUUUAUCUCUAUAUGAAAAAGCUUUAAAUGAUUUCAUUAGUGUAAAAAUUAAUGUAUCUUAUUGUAAAUUCAUUAUAAAGAUUAAUACAAAUUCAGGAGGAUUGAUUAAUAAUGUUAAAGAGAUUAGAAAACAAUUUGAAAGAUCAUUAGAACAGUGUGGUGAUGAUAUUAUUGAAUCACCAUUAUUAUGGUCAGAAUAUAGAAUGUUUGAACAAAUGUUAUUAUCACAAAUAAAGGAUGACAAAGAGAAACAAACACAAAUUAAAAUCAUUAGAGAUUUAUAUCAUCGUCAAUUAUCUAAUCCAAUGAUUGGUUUACAUUCAAUUUAUAAUGAUUAUCAACAAUGGGAACAUUCUCAAUCUAUUGAUAACAAUAAUAAUAACAAUAAUAACCAAGAAAAAGAAAAAGAAGAAAAAGAAAAAGAAGAAAAAGAAAUUAAAUUAAAAUUUGAAAAAUCAUUAAAACAAUUUAAAGAAAGAGAACCAUUUGAAAUAGCAUUAAAAGAAAAGAAAUAUUUAGAUCAAAGAAAAUGGAAAGAAUAUAUUGAAUUUGAAAAACAACAACAACAUAAUGAUAAACCAAUGAGAGUUGCAACAUUAUUUGAAAGACAAUUAAAAUCAUUUUCAAAUCAUUUUUCAAUUUGGUCAUUUUAUUUAACAUAUUUAGAAAAGUUUACAAACUUUAAGGAUUUACAUUUGAAAGUUUUCUCAAGAUCAUUACGUUCAAUUUAUUAUUCUGGUGAACAUUGGUCAAAAUAUUUAUUAUUAUUAGAAGAGAGAGUUCAUAAUGAUAAUGAUAAUGAUAAAAGAGUAAAAAUUGAACAAGAAUUUCAACGUUCACUUGUAUCUGGUUUAAAGAGUGAAUAUGAUUAUCAAUUAGUUUAUAAUACAUAUAUUGAUUAUAAUUGGAGAUCAAUUAUUAAAAAACUCAAUACUGAUAGUAAUGCUAAUAGUAAUGGUAAUGGUAAUAAUAAUAAUAAUAAUAAUAAUAAUAAUAAUAAUAAUAAUAAUAAUAAUAAUAAUAAUAAUAAUAAUAAUAAUAAUAAUAAUAGUAUUUCAGAAAAUGAUAAACAAUUAAUGAAGUCGUUAUUUGAAACUAUGAAUAAUCAAAUGUCAACAAUUGAUGUUAAUAAUUAUACAACAGUUGAUAGAUACAUGUAUAUAGCUCAAUUUGAAUGGAGACAAUUCAAUGAUUUAUCAAGAUAUAGAGAGAUAGUUGAUUAUGUUUUAUCAAUUGAUCCAUCACAAUAUUGGAUUUGGUGUCAAUAUAUUUCCUUUGAAAUGGAGCAAAAACAAUUUCAAUCAGUAAGAGAAUUGUUUAAAAAAGCAUCUUCUCAUAUUAGAUUCGAUGAUCCUUCUUCAAGAAUAUGGCAAGAUUGGUUCACUUUUGAGCGUGGCUAUGGUGAUAUUAAUCAAUAUAGAGCAGUCUCUGAUCGUUAUUCUAUUAUUCAAAAUAAAUAUAACAAAGAGCAAGAAAGAUAUCUUCAACAACAACAGCAGCAACAACAAAAACAACAACAACAAAAUAAAAGAAAAGAAAAAGAUGAUGGAAAAAAUAAAGACGAAAAAAGAAUAUCAAAGAAACAAAAGAAUGAAAAUCAUAAAGAAAAAGGAGAUCAAGAUGAAUUUAAAAAACCAUUACCUCCAACAUCAAAAAAAGAAAAAGAAAAAGAAAAAGAUUUACCAAAGAAAUUAAUUAUACUAAAUUUAUCAUUUGAUACAGCAGAACCUGAUUUACAUAAAAUCUUUGAUAAAUAUGGUCAAAUUAAAUCUUUGAAAUUAGUUUUAGAUAAGAAUGGAAAAUCUAAAGGAAUUUGUUUCAUUCUUUACAAAAGUCAUGAAUCUGCAAAUAAAGCAUUAGAAAUGGAUCAACAAAUUAUUAAAAAUAGAACUAUUUGUGUUCAAUAUUCAAAAGAUCAACAAAUUAAUGACCAUGUCGAAUCAAAUCAAACUUUAACAACAACAGCAACAACAACAACAACAACAAAUGAAAUUGAUUUUGAAAAUCAUAUUGGUUUAACAGUAUUUAUUAAUAAUUUAUCACCAAGUGUAAAUAAAGAAAAAUUGGAACAAUUUUUACGACAUAAUGGUGUAACUGGUAUUAAAGAUAUUAGAGUGGUAUUAAAAGCUAGACCAUUUGCCUAUAUAGAUUUAAUUGAUAAAGAGAAUUUAAAGAAAGCAUUAUCAUUAGAUAAAAAAUAUUUUUUGAGUAAAUUAAUUAAUGUUAAUUUAUCAAAACCACCAUCUUCUAUUUCACCUGCAAAUAAUAAUAAUGAUAAUAACAAUAACAAUAACAAUAAUACAAUAACUUCAAAUGGAAAUGAUACAGAGUUUAUUAAAGAAAUUCCAAGUAGAAAACCAACUCUCUUAGUACCAAGAGGAAUAAAAAAUAAAAAAUAA
This is a messenger RNA of Dictyostelium discoideum AX4, 2850 nucleotides long. RefSeq lists its product as hypothetical. NCBI's taxonomy places the organism in Eukaryota, Evosea, Eumycetozoa, Dictyosteliales, Dictyosteliaceae. The transcript is spliced from 2 exons. Gene Ontology annotation, molecular function: nucleic acid binding; RNA binding. Gene Ontology annotation, cellular component: nucleus. Bases 1 to 2850 code for a protein of 949 amino acids. The record is from RefSeq and is a predicted model, not a curated record. Gene Ontology annotation, biological process: RNA processing.